Molecule: messenger RNA, 1945 nt
Organism: Daphnia pulex (common water flea)
Lineage: Eukaryota; Metazoa; Arthropoda; Branchiopoda; Diplostraca; Daphniidae
Product: alkylated DNA repair protein alkB homolog 8-like
Exons: 5
Coding region: 117-917 (266 amino acids)
Biological process (GO): tRNA wobble uridine modification
Cellular component (GO): nucleus; cytoplasm
Molecular function (GO): tRNA binding; S-adenosylmethionine-dependent methyltransferase activity
Source: RefSeq, a predicted model, not a curated record
AUAUGACACCUCAGCAUUGUUGACAACAAGUGUCGAAAACGAAAACGACAGAACUCAAAAGUUUUCAUUUAGAUUUUUUUAUUUUUAGUUGUUAGUAUUCUUUCUCAACAUCCUUCAUGGAAAAUUCAGCAGUUUUUUCAGAAGAGGCAGCUGACGAAAUCGAAAAAAACCAUGUAUUUCACGUUUACGAACAAAUCUCUGAUCAUUUCAGUGAAACCAGACAUUCGCCGUGGCCUAACGUAAAAGAGUUCAUAGAUAGUUUUCCUGCUGGAGCACUUCUGGUUGAUGUUGGAUGUGGAAAUGGAAAAUAUUUAAAUUGUUCCAAGUCCUUGUUUAGCAUUGGAUCUGACCGUUCAAGUAAACUGUUACAAGUUUGUAGAAGUCGUGGUGGACAUCAAGUUGUCAAUGCCGAUUGUCGUGUUUCACCAUUUCGUGAUGGUAUAGCUGAUGCUGUGAUCAGUAUCGCGGUGAUUCAUCAUCUGGCAACUGAAGAACGACGUUUGCUGGCUCUUCAAGAUAUCAGCCGAUUACUAUCGAAAGGAGGUCGAGCUCUAGUGUACGUUUGGGCUAAAGAGCAGAAAAUAGGGACGAAAAAGUCAACUUAUUUGCUACAAAAGAAGAACGAAGUCUCUAGGACAGAAGAGGCGUACCCGUCAACAAUCUUACCGGUGCACGAAAACCGGACAGAGUUCAAACAUGCUGAUGUUCUUGUUCCUUGGAAACUGAAAUCGAAAACUUCCGGUAGUAAGGAACUGGAUCCUGGUAUUAAUCCUUCCGCCUUCCUCAGAUUUUACCAUGUUUUCAAGGAAGGUGAAUUGGACAGUUUAUGUUCCAGCAUUCCCAACAUCUCUAUUUGCCGCAGUUAUUAUGAUGAAGCUCAUGUUAUUCUGGAGGUAGAUAUACAAUUUUUGGCGUAAUUAUUCACUAAUCGUCUAGGUCUAGCUGGAAACCGAUUCUUCGGGAGCCCAAAAUAAGUUGCUGUUUCUUUAAUAGUUUGGAAACGUCAAUCUUUUCCAUGCCGUAUUGGACUGGUCUUUUCUGCUGUACCGCAAAUAGCUUCAUCUGACAACUAUAUGACGGUCUAUUCAAGGUUAGUGAUCUUUUUAUUGUCGUAUUUUCUACAUGUGCAUAACUAGUCAACGUUUAGGAAGGUUAAAUAUGGUCAUUUUAGAAGAAGAGUUUUAUUCUUAUUUAUUAGAAAACUGUUUCUUCACUCCCUUCCUUUCAAUCAUGUUUUUUUUUUAAGCAUUCGUAAAUUGAAACCAAGUUGAGUCAAUUUUUUUUAUUUGUGGGCAUUGUGCGUGGUUUGUUUACAGAACAGGGAAGAAGUAUUUUAAAGUUUGGUAGCAAUCAGAACUUGAUUGUUUAAAUUUAAUUACUUGUAAUUUUUUAAGGAUAAAGAGUGGUAAUUUAAUACACUCAGUUUAUCCAGAUAUCCAGAUUGAAUAAGAAAAUUUAAAUUUUUUCAAUUAAGGGAAGCUGUUUAGAAAAGUGUUGUUAAAGUUCCGUUGAACAGAUAAUUUUUUCAUCCUUUUAACAACUUCUUAAAAAACGAUUCUACCACGAUCUAAUGCUAAUUUAAGGAACACUUAGUAAGGACUAGUAGAAAAGGAAACUUCUGAAUAGACUACCAUAGCACAACUAACACAUCACAGAUAUUUUCCCAUCAUAGUGCCGCAUCGCUACAUUUCUUGAACAGCUCGCGAAUCCUCUUGACACACAAUUUUGAACCUUCCUUUGCUUCGCGACUUAGCUAAAAAUGAAACAGUAAAAUUAGUGAUUUAAGUCACGUUAACAAGUUUUUAAACGUAAGUUAUACCAAAGCAAAAUUGAGAAAUCCAUGCGGAAGCCCCGGGAGAAUAUCGAGGCGAAUAUCACAACCCAAUCGACGGCAUCGUUUGGCGAAUUCAACAGAAUCAUCUAAACAAGGAUCUAAUUCGAUCGU